UCCACCCCUUCUUUCUUCUCUCUUCUCUUUCUCUCUUUCUUUUUUUCCCAUUCCCUUCUUUCACUCCCUCCACCUCUCCCCUCCUUUCCACCUGCGCUCUUCCUGCCUCGCCCUUGUCUAGGUGCGACAACCUAACAAUGGUUGGAAGUACUUUGGCCAUGCGAGCCAACAUGACCCCCCCGUCAAUCAUGCAUUUGUCGUCGCUGUCGCGCAGGUCGCUCUCGACGCGCUCUCCGUGCCAUGCCCUCCGCGCUGCUCGCCCUUUGCGCUCCAGCGGUCUCUCCCAGCAAUCCGUCCAGCGCGUCGCCCGUCGGACUUACGCCGAUGCCGCCCCGACCGCCCCCGCCCCGAAGCCCAAGAAGCGAUUUCGGUUUUUGCGGUGGGCUUGGCGCCUGACGUGGUUGACCGGUUUGGGGAUGACCGGUGCCUUGGUUUAUAGCAUCUACGAGCAACGUCAUCCGAUCGAGCAGUUCGAGCCGGACCCGUCGAAGAAGACCCUGGUGAUUCUGGGUACCGGAUGGGGCUCCGUUUCUCUGCUGAAGAAGCUCGACACGGAAAACUACAAUGUCGUCGUGGUUUCCCCCCGAAACUACUUCCUCUUCACCCCCCUGCUGCCGUCGUGCACGACCGGUCUGAUUGAGCACCGUUCGAUUAUGGAGCCGAUCCGGAACAUCCUUCGCCAGAAAGUCGCCGGCGUGAAGUUCUACGAAGCCGAGGCCACAAAGAUCGACUACGAGAAGCGCGUGGUAUACAUCAGCGACGACUCCGAAAUCAAGGGUGAUAUCUCCCACACCGUGGUUCCCUUCGAUAUGCUUGUCGUGGGUGUUGGUGCCGAGAACGCUACUUUCGGCAUCAAGGGUGUGAAGGAGCACUCCUGCUUCCUGAAGGAAGUCGGCGAUGCGCAGAAGAUCCGCAAGCGUAUCAUGGACUGCGUCGAGACCGCGAUGUUCAAGGAUCAGUCGCCCGAGGAGGUCAAGCGUCUCCUGCACAUGGUGGUCGUCGGUGGUGGCCCGACCGGUGUUGAGUUUGCCGGUGAGCUGCAGGAUUUCUUCGAGGAGGACUUGAAGAAGUGGAUCCCCGAUAUCAAGAAGAACUUCCACGUCACCCUGGUCGAGGCGCUGCCCAACGUGCUCCCCAUGUUCUCCAAGCAGCUCAUUGACUACACCGAGUCGACCUUCAAGGAGGAGGCUAUCAGCAUCCGGGCCAAGACCAUGGUCAAGAACGUCACCGACAAGUACAUUGAGGCUGAGGUCACCAAGCCCGAUGGCUCCCGGGAGUUGGAGACCAUCCCCUACGGUCUGCUGGUCUGGGCUACCGGUAACGCGGUGCGCAACGUCGUUCGCGACCUCAUGAACCAGCUCCCCGCCCAGAAGAACUCGCGUCGCGGUCUGGCCGUCAACGAGUACCUCGUCGUCAACGGCACCGAGAACGUUUGGGCCGUCGGCGAUUGUGCGAUCACCAACUACGCCCCCACCGCCCAGGUUGCCGGCCAAGAAGGUGCUUUCCUGGCGCGCCUGUUCAACACCAUGGCCAAGACGGAGACUCUCGAGAAGGAACUGAAGGGUCUGUCCGACGCCCAGGCCCUGGCCAAGAACGGCGACGAGCGGAACAAGGUCUUUGACGAUAUCCGUGAGCGCCAGCGUCAAUUGCGCCGCAUCAAGCAGAUCGGCCCGUUCCAGUACUCCCACCAGGGCAGUCUGGCCUACAUUGGCAAGGAGCGCGCGGUUGCAGAUAUCAGCUGGCUGAGUGGCAAUAUCGCAAGCGGUGGGACCAUGACCUACCUCUUCUGGCGCAGCGCCUACCUGAGCAUGUGCUUCAGCAACCGCAACCGUGUUUUGGUCGCUGUGGACUGGAUCAAGGCCAAGCUCUUCGGCCGUGACGUGUCUCGCGAGUAAACAUCUCGACCAAUUACCCUCCCUCACUCAACCAUCCUUUUCUCAUAACCCGGGGCACGAGGAAACCAACCUCUCGCUUUGUCCCUCACCCCCCUCACCUUUCCUUGACGCCGUUUCUACGACCAUGUUCUUUUCUUUUUCCAUCUACCCUUCUUGCCCUCAACACCACCCAGGGCUGUCUAAUACCCUGAACUCGUUGAGAUUCUAUGACAGCUACAUCUAGUGUCAUAGCCCCGGAGAGAUCUCGAUGCAUUUAGUUGGCUAAAUCUAGCCCAACAAAUCUAUCGAAACGAGGUUUUCGAAAAGCACUAAUUUCUCUUUUUUUUUUUUAUCCUUUUUUCUUCUCCUUUGUUUUCUUCUCCGUGUAUUGAAUAGAUAGACUGGCGUGGGGUUGAUUGAUUU
Molecule: messenger RNA, 2297 nt
Organism: Aspergillus candidus
Lineage: Eukaryota; Fungi; Ascomycota; Eurotiomycetes; Eurotiales; Aspergillaceae
Product: alternative NADH-dehydrogenase
Exons: 4
Coding region: 138-1895 (585 amino acids)
Molecular function (GO): NADH dehydrogenase activity
Source: RefSeq, a predicted model, not a curated record